Coccomyxa subellipsoidea C-169 is the source of this 2525-nucleotide messenger RNA. RefSeq names its product Arginase/deacetylase. NCBI's taxonomy places the organism in Eukaryota, Viridiplantae, Chlorophyta, Trebouxiophyceae, Coccomyxaceae. The transcript is spliced from 15 exons. Gene Ontology annotation, molecular function: protein binding. Bases 48 to 2525 code for a protein of 825 amino acids. The record is from RefSeq and is a predicted model, not a curated record.
CGCAGGACUUUUUCUUCCAGUGUGAGGGAAUUCGCUUUUGGAAAACCAUGGAUUCUGACUCCAGCAGUGAAGAUGAAGACACGAACAUCUACUUGAUGCACAAUGCGGCAGAGGCUGGAAAUCUGGAGGCAAUCAGAACCCUUUUGGCGUCGGAUACUGAGCAGCCAAAAUUGCGUGUCAGGGAUCUGGACCAAUGCACCCCUUUGCAGCUCAGUCUCUUGCAUGGGCACCUUGCUGUUGCCGCAGCACUGCUAGAGAAAAGCCCGACACAGGUCAACAGCCGGUGCGAGGGGGCGCUGCCGCUGCACAUGGUAGCAUGCUUGUCGGCCUUGCCUGCCAGACGGCAGUUCAGCGCCGAGGCAGCAAGGCUGCUCCUACAGCAUGAUGCAUCAGUCUUUGACAGAGAUGACCAUGGGAGGCUCCCACUGCAUUGGGCAGCUGCCAGUGGCUGUGCAGAGGUGGCCCAGGCCCUCUUAGAUGGCGCUCAGGCCGCCAGGACAACAGAUCCCGCACCCACAAUCGAGAGUGGCGAGCCGGCAGAUGCCCUCGAUGACACACCUUCGACAGAGGUCAAGGACAAGCAGGGAAACACCCCGUUGCAUCUGGGUGCUCGGGCUCGCUGCCCUGAGCUGCUGUCAGUCCUCCUGCAAGGCCACGGGACUGCUGCAGCACAUCUAAAGAACCAUGAUGGCCAGGUUCCGCUGCACCUGGCAGCCAAGUCGGGCAAUGUGGACGCUGUGAGGGCCUUGUUGCAGGCGAAUCCCAGCACUGCCGCCAACAGGGACGUGAGGGGCUUCACCGCCCUGGAAUGGGCCGCCAAGCGCGGUCAUCAGGAUGUUGUUGCGGUGUUCAGCAAUGCGGAGUGCAAUGGACACAGGGGUGGUCAGCUUCAGACACUGCUAGUGGCCCCUGACGAGUGCCACCUGCACAACACGUGCCCCUUCCCCAUACUGCGCGGCAGCCGCCCUCCUCCCCCAGAGAAUAUUAAACGCCUGCACGUCCUCACAGACUCAGAGCUGGGCAUCCUGCGGAGCGCGGAGUUUGCGGAUCUGGAGUGGGAGACGUGGCCGCCGCACGCGCGCAUCACGGACAUCCUGCGCGUGCAUGAGUGGUCGUACGUGCGCACCCUGCAGAACACCUGCGGCGCGCUGGAGGGCCAAGAGCUGGGCCACCUGGACGGCGACACCGCCCUCUCCGCCGGCAGCUUCACGGCCGCCUUGGCCGCCGCCGGCGCAGUCAUCGCCGCUGUUGACCGCGUCGUGAAACAGCAGGUUCGGAGCGCGUUCUGUGCGGUGCGGCCGCCGGGGCACCAUGCAGGCCCCACUGGGGUGGUGCCAUGCGCGAACGAACCCACCGGCAGCCACGGCUUCUGCCUGUUCAGCAACCUGGCCAUUGGCGCUGCAUACGCCAUGACCCACUACCAAGAUGCAGGCAUUCAGCGGGUGGCGCUGCUGGACUUUGACGUGCAUCACGGCAACGGCACUCAGGCAUGCAUCGGCAACACGGUACCAACCCUGGUCAACUACAACUUCCAAACGCCCCUCAGCCAGGGCUCCCAGACCUUCCCAAAGUACAAGCCCUGGCGCGACACUGACGACCCCGAUAAUAUCUUCUUCGCCAGCGUGCAAGGCUAUGGCCAGCCGGCCGCGGGGCACUGGUUCUACCCGGGCUCCGGAGCGACCUGCGACACUCGGCCGCCGCCGCCGAAGCAGCCGCAGCACGGCACGCCCGCGCCGGGCCGGGACUCCGAGGACGGCGCUGCAGCCGGUAGCCCCUUGGAGGAGGACAUUGAGGAGGACCCCGAUGGAGAGUUCUCCGCCUCCACGCAGCCAGGCGACAACCCCCUCCGCAUCAUCAACGUCGGCAUCCCUGGACCAGGUGGGCGUGUGCCGACGUGGCGGCGGGCGUGGCGCGACAAGAUUCUGCCGGCGCUGGUGCGCUUCCAGCCGGACCUCAUCUUCAUUUCCGCGGGCUUUGACGCGCACCGCAAGGACUCCAUCAACAACCGCUUCAUUGGCAUCCAGGAGAAGGACUAUGAGUGGCUCACCUCCCAGAUCGUGCAGGUGGCGAAUCGGUGCUGCGAGGGGCGAGUGGUGAGUGUGCUGGAGGGCGGCUACCGCACUCAGGGCCAGGUCGUGUCCGCCUUCUCGCGCUCCGUGGCCGCCCACGUGCGCGCCCUCGCAGAGCCCAACCACCAGAAAUGGGAUGCAGCGGACUGGCGGUGGGAGCGAGAGUACGAGCGGCAGCAGAAGCUCAAGGCAGAGGCGGCCAAGCAGGCCGCGGCGGAGGCCGAGAAGGCAAAGAUGCAGGAGCGCCUGGAAGCUCUUGCGGCGCAGACCGCGGCUGAGGAGGCCGCCGCCGACACCGCUGCCGCCGAGCCCAAUGGAGCUGCAGAGGAGGGGCAGCCGGACAGGAAGAGGCGGCGGCGAUCUGGCACAGUGGACUACAGGGCGCUGGAUGAACAGCUGCGUGCAGAGCGCGAGGCGCAGGAAGACACUAAACCCGCAGAUGCCAAAGCUGAGUGA